Loxodonta africana (African savanna elephant) is the source of this 4621-nucleotide messenger RNA. RefSeq names its product tripartite motif-containing protein 77-like. The coding region runs from base 3227 to 4108 and encodes 293 amino acids. The transcript is spliced from 4 exons. Gene Ontology annotation, biological process: protein ubiquitination; innate immune response; regulation of gene expression. Gene Ontology annotation, molecular function: protein binding; ubiquitin protein ligase activity. Lineage: Eukaryota; Metazoa; Chordata; Mammalia; Proboscidea; Elephantidae. Gene Ontology annotation, cellular component: cytoplasm. The record is from RefSeq and is a predicted model, not a curated record.
GCUCACAGACACUGUUCCAUUGAUUGGACUGCUGAGGAAUACCGGGUAAGCAAUGGAUGUCAAAGGAGGUUGAACCUGGGGCAUCCCAUACCUGAGAGACUAGGAAGAAGAAAGUGAACAUAAUUAUUAGUCAUUCAUGUAACAUACAUAUUUACUGAGUUUUAUAUGCUAGUCACCAACCCUGGUGACAUGGUGGUUAAGAGCUAUGGCUGCUAACCAAAAGGUGGGCAGUUGGAAUUCACCAAGCACUCCUUAGAAACACUAUGGGGCAAUUCCACUCUGUCUUAUAGGGUCACUAUGAGUUGGAAUCGACUCGGUGGCAAUGGGUUUGGUUUGGGUUUAUAUGUUAGUCACUAGGGAUAAAUCAGGAAAGAAAAAUUGUCACCAAUCUUAUAUAGCUUAUAUUCUUACCAUUUAACAUCUUACAACUAGUGUUAAUAAUGAUGAUGAUGUUGGUGGUGGUUGGAAUUACGAUAAUCCAUUGUAAGACUGAGGUGAACAAAUCCUUAAAUUCCAUUUAUCGUUAUUAGUAACUCUAACCAUGAUUGCCAACAGCCUAAUCUAAUGAAAUCCAUUUAGAAACACUGGUUUAUAGCUAAAAACUACAAGAGAAGGAAGCAAGAACUAGCAUCAGACAACUAAAUCUGAAGGAAGAUUCAGUUAGGAAAAUUGGUCAGGGGACAUAAAAUUUGAGGGCCAGAUAUCUCAGUGGUAGAAGACCCUUAACACGAUAAGAUCUUUAUUCUACUGUUAGAAAAAAGUUUCCAAGAUUUGACAAUUAAGCAGUGAAAAUGCAGCAGCUCCUCUGAGCUCUUCAGUGCUCAUUUACUUCACAUUUCUGCCCCUCUCCAUCAGUGGAUCCAAUAUCUUCAAUAUUAGCUUCUUUAAUGCCCACCUUCAUGGUUUUUUUUGCAGCAAAAGCUCCUCAAACAAAUGAGGGCUGUAUGGGAAAAGACACAAGGAAAUCAGAGAAAUCUUAACAGAGAAACCAGCAAAAUCAGAACUUGGGAGGUAAGUAAGGGACUCUUUCCCUCAGAAACAUCUUAGGACACAUUGUAUUUAUACAGUAAAAAAUUGAGCUAAAAUCAUAAUAUCUGUUGGCUUCUAAGAGGUUAGAAACAGAGGCAGGUACCUAUCUGGUAGAGAGAAUGAAAUUGAACAUGUCUCAAACUAAAGGUAUUUUCCUGCCCCAAACUUGCCUUUCCUUCUCUAUUGUAAAGGCCCUGAGUUCUGAUGUGAAAUUUGAAUGUGACUUAUUUAUGAGAAAUAUAGUAACAUAAGCAUGCCGGGUGAAUGGAAUUGGACGUGGAAUGAACCAGACUCAAGGAGACAGAAAAAAAGGAGACAGACUGCUUGCUUAUUGGGGAGCCUUAAGUUUAAUAUGACAGGAGUGUAUAAAGAGAGAGGAUCAAUCGAGUCCCAUAUUAAGAGACAAAGAUAAGUUCAUGCCAUAUACUGCAUGUUCACCUAGCAUAUACUAAUAAGUUCAAGUAUAUUCUGAGUACAAAUGAAAGCCUCUGAAGGAUUUUAAAUAAACAAAUAUGAUCAUGAUUAUUUUUUGUAAAGUUCAUUCAGUCUGCAGUUUAGAGAGACAGGGUUGGAAAAUUUCAAAAUGUAAGCCAAGAAAGCAAGUAGAAGUAGUUGCAAGAAUCCUUAUAGAAAAGAUCAGAAAUAAAUUGAUCACCAACAAUGGGAAGUGAAAGGAUUCAAGAGAGAUUCUUGAUAGGGAAUACCAGAAAAUAGAGAUUUGUUUGAGGUACAAUGUUAAAAGGGUAAAAUCAAGAAUGAGAGACGUAUUUGGCUUUGAAACUGAGGCAACCUGAGGUUAGUAAUGGAGGAGGUGAAGUUGGGUUGGAUUUGGUGGGAUAAUAAAUUUAGGUUGAGACGUGUUAGCUUUUAAGAUUUUGUGAGCUAUCCAAGUUGAAAUAUGUAGUAAGCAAUUGGAUGAGAAUGACUGAGUCUGGACCGGGAUAUUUCACUAUCAUCAGCAUAUUCUAGGUUUUGGAGUAGAUGAGAGCACACGAUGAGAAUUUUUAGAGAGAAAAAAAUUUUCAGGUGGAAGAAAAAAAAUAACUUGAGGACUCCCUGUGCUGAUGUGUCCGGCUAGGAAAGGGGCACUGGUAAAAGUGGACUGAUAGAGGAAAACCACCAAAGGAUUUGUUCGAAGACUAGUUACAUGGGUUUUAUACAAGGAAGGGUUGGUAAACUGUAAGGAAAGCCUUAGUAAUAUGGAAAUAAAUGUUUGGAUUCAACAAAGGAGGAUCUUGAUGAGAUGAAAAGUCUGGUUUCAGUAAAGUGUUGGGAAUGGAAGAGAGAUUUCAUUGAACUGAUGAAAGAUCCAGAGUUUCACAAAUAAGCACAGUAAAUAUACACAUGUGGUCAAUAUUAGACGUUUUGAUUUGUUUCAAGACAAUCGGCGUAAAUAAAGCAUAUUUGAAAAGUUGAGAGGAAAGUAAGGAAACAAACUGAACAUAAGACGGAGGGAAUGAAUACUGAAAGGGGGUUGUCUGUUGAACAAUGCCUCUAAGGACCCUAUGGAAGUUGGCUAAGUGGCAUGCGUGACCUUGGAUAAAAAGAGCAAAUUGAACACAUAGAGAUAGACAAGGUUCUGGGUAGUAUGCAAUUUGUGGACCUGGUGGUAAAAUUUUUAGAAAGGUUACAUCUUAUCCUAUGAUAUAAUAUUGGCUAUUCUUGAAAGUGAAGAGUUACUCUACAGAGUAUGUGAGGAUAAAGGAGACUAGAAACUCUUAGUAGUAAGUAGGUUUUAGUAUGUUACAUGUUUAGGAGCCCUGGUGGCACAAUGGUUAAACUCUGACGUGCUAACCAACAGGAUGAAGGUUUGCACUCACCAGCUGCUCCACUGGAAAAAGAUGUGGCAAUUUGCUUCUGUAAAGAUCACAGCCUUGAAAGUACUAUGGGCAGUUCUACUCUGCCUCAUAGGGUCUCAGUGAGUCAGAAUAGACUCAAUGGCACACAGUAACAACAGUAUAUUAUAUAAGACAAUUAAGCAUAAAACCAAAAAUUCCUUUUUUAAAAGAAAAUGUGGACAUUUGAGGGAAGUGGUUGGAGAUAUUACUAUUGUUGAAAUUAAAGAAAUAAUUAAGUGGAAGAAAAGAAAAAAAGCAAAAGAAACCCCCAAAUUUUUGGUUUAAUAAACAUAGCAAAUUGACAGAAGACAAAACUGUAGUUUAGAAGACAUGGACGAAGACAACCUAGUAAAUAUUCCAUGUAUUCACUACCAAUUCAGGGUUAUGUGAAUCUACGCAGGAAGAUGAUCCAUGCUGAAUAUCGAAAAGUGCAUUUAUUGCUCUAUGAAGAAGAGCAAAAAUAUUUAGAGAGGCUAGAAAAGGAAAGCAAAGAGAUUUUUCAACAACUCCAGGAAAGUGAAAACACUAUGGCCCUGAAGGGGAAACUCCUAAGGGGAAUGUAUGAGGAGCUGAAGGAAAUGUGCCAUAAACCAGACAUGGAACUGCUCCAGCAUUUCACAGACCUGAUGAAAAGGAGUGAGCUGGUGCAGCUGCACGUGCCCCAGCCACUGAACCCAGACAUCAGUUUGUGGCCCAUCACUGGAUUGAUAAACAGGCUCACUCGUUUCCAAGUGUAUAUUUCGUUGGACCAUGAAAUAGUCACUUGCCAUGUUCCCGUGUUUGAAGAUCUGAGACGUGUGCUCUUUAGUGGUGAUCAUCUUGAUGUGGACCACAAUUCAACAAGAUCUAAUAGUUUUCUUGCCUGGGGAGCCCAGACCUUUAUAUCCGGCAAAUAUUACUGGGAGGUGGAUGUGGGGCACUGUUGGAACUGGGUUAUUGGACUUUGUAAUGAUUCUUGGACAAUGAGGAAUGACAUGCUGCUUAGCUCCAAGGGAAUUUUUCUACUUUUUUGUGUCAAAGAGAACAAUCAGUACAGUCUCUUUACCUCAUCCCCACUCUUACCUCAGUAUGUAGAAAGACCUCUAGGCCACGUAGGGGUGUUUCUGGAUUAUGAACUCGGUGUAGUGAGCUUUGUUAAUGUGAAUAAUGGUACCCUCAUUUGUAGUUUGCUUUCAUGUUCCUUCUCUUCCCCUCUCAGGCCUUUCCUUUGCUGUGGACCCCUAGGAUCACGGACAGUUUAGAAACUUGCCCAUGUCUGAGAAUGCUAAUACCUGAGACCCUUUCCUGGUGCCGACUUGCUUAUCUUUAACCUCAUUUACAUUUAUUAUUAGACUACUGGUUGUAUUAUUCUUAAAAGUGUGAUAAUGUUAAGUGCAGGAAUUUGAUUUGAUUUUCUUUAAAUAAAAACAAUUCUCCUGAAAUACUGUGCAAUCUUUAUGCUGUGUCUAUCAUUUGAUUUCUAAGCCAGCUGAACGUAAAAGAAUACCUGGCUGUUUGAUCCAUUUUUUUAAUGGGUUAAUGCAAGAGCACAGAGCUUUCUUAGUACUGACAUUGUCACAGUUAUCUUAAACCACAUAAUUACUAGAAUAAACAGUAAAACUUACUCUUUGCUUUGAAAAAUACAGAAUAUUCAACAGCCAAGGUCCAUUUUAAUUAGGUACAAAAAUCCCAACCCAAUUGCAGUUUUGACUCUUUCUCAUCCCAUAAAAAAGUGACUACCUGACACCCUCUCUCCUCCCACUUCUCUCAAUGAG